AUUUAGGAAUGGGUCCGAUCCUCGCUUUAGUUAGACACGAGCUAGCAAGAGGAGUCGGAUUCACCUGAGGACCUGUUGGACAAAUCCGCUCCCGAGCUCCUCCAAGUGUCAAGAGAGGAUCUACCACCGUGGUCUACAGCGGUGAAGAUGCACAGCACGCAAAAGGAUACGACCUAUACCAAGAUUUUUGUCGGGGGUCUUCCGUACCACACCACAGACUCAAGUCUCAGGAAAUAUUUUGAAGUGUUCGGUGAGAUUGAAGAAGCGGUGGUUAUUACCGACAGACAGACCGGCAAGUCGAGGGGUUAUGGAUUCGUCACGAUGUCGGACCGCUCGGCUGCCGACCGGGCCUGUAAGGACCCCAACCCCAUCAUCGACGGCAGGAAGGCCAACGUGAACCUAGCCUACCUAGGGGCCAAACCCCGGGUGAUGCAGCAAGGUUUCACCUUUGGGGUUCCUCAAAUUCACCCCGCAUUCAUCCAAAGGCCUUAUGGGAUCCCGGCGCACUACGUGUACCCACAGGCCUUCAUGCAGCCCAGCAUGGUCAUCCCCCACAUGCAGCCCAACGCCGCCAGCGCCGCCUCGGCCGCCAGCGCCUCCUCCCCGUACAUCGACUACACCGGCGCCGCCUACGCCCAGUACGCCGCCGCCGCCGCCGCCUACGAGCAGUACCCGUACGCCGCCUCGCCCGCUGCCCCGGGCUACAUGACCGCCGCGGCCGCCGGCUACGGCUACGCCGUUCAGCAGCCGCUGACCGCGGCCGGCGCGGCGCCCGGGUCAGCCGCCGCCGCCGCCGCCGCCGCCUUCGGCCAGUACCAGCCCCAGCAGCUGACCGACCGCAUGCAAUAGCAGCCACUGCAGCCAAUGGACACGCAGCAGGGAGGAGGCAAGGCCCGCCCUCGCCCACAGGCGCUCUGUCUGAUUGGUCAGGAGCACAAGGGGGGCCGAUGGAAGAAAAGGAAGAGGGAGGAUGGGCCGUAAAGGUGGCGGGGGGGGGGCGAGUGGGAGGGCUGGAGACUCGAAGAUCGCCGAGUCAUGCAGGUUGAAGCUGAUGGUGGUGGUGGUGGUGAUGAUGGUGGUGGUGGUGGUGGUGGUGGUGAUGGUGGUGGUGAUGGUGGUGAUGAUGAUGAAGAUAAUGAAGAUAAUGAUGGUGAUGAUGGUGGUGGUGAUGAUGAUGAUGAUGGGAUGGUGAGGUGGGAACUUCAUGCAGUAGCUUUCCAACUUGCUGUGUUUCAACCAUACAACAAAACGUGCGUAUUUAUGCGAGAACAAGGAAGAAUCUCUCAGAACAAAGUUAGGAGGGUGAUUGACUAUUAUUAGUACUUUUAUUGUUAUAACUUUUAUUAGUAUCAUUCUGAUUAUCAUUGUAGUAGAGUACUUAUUUCUAGUUGACAAAUGCAGGAACUAAUCCCUGUGGUGGGUAUAGCUGUAAACUAAGCCUUAUUGAGUCCCAUUGCUGUUGUUAGCGUUAGCAUCGUAGGCUAGCUAUUCCUCAUUGUGAAGAUAUCCAGACACUUUCCAAAAGUGUAACUGGUUCUUCCAUGCCCUCAUAACAUAUGUAUUAUUGUUACUCUUACUACAGUGGGCUACUGUUAUUAUUAUAAUUAUUAUUAUUAUUAUAAUUAUUUUAUUUUUCGUCUUUUCAAUUGCUUUUCGGGAGUUUAUAUUUUCUGAUAAUCAGGGAAAUGUAGAGGAGUCGUUUUCCACCAUGUUAGGUCUGUUGUAUGGUUAUUGUUAUUAUUUUUAAGAUGCAAACCUCUGUCAGGAAGUUGAGUUUGUAAAAAGGAGUGAACACAAGUCGGAACAUAUUUUUUGUACAACUACCAUCUUUUUGUUAGCUUUCCUGACGCCGAAUGUCUCUCUCUCUAAUCCUGUGUGUCUCUCGACCUCCAGCUAUGCAAAACAAACACAUCACCUAGAGACAAACACAACUAAACCAAACCACGCAGGAAAGAGAAAACAGAGAAGUCAUCAGUUCUUUUACAAACUUUUGGACCGGGGGGGGUGUUUGGGGGGUGGUGAUGAACAAAACACACAAAGACCCUCGACAUGAAGGGGCUGGCAUCGGUGCGGGGGUAUCAAUAGAGAUCACUGAAUCAGUUACUUUAGGGCGAGGACACUGGCCCCGCGCGCAAACUAUACACACGCACGCACACGCCGAAACACAGCCGUGCACACACGUGUCGACCUUUCACACGUAGCGUCACGACACAAAGGUUUACACUCUGAGAGGGAUAGAGGGACAAAAAGAGGGAGAGAAAGAUGGAGGGGGAGGCAAGCUGCCGGUAGGUGGGUCUCCAGCGCCACACAGACGGAUCGUUCUGGAAAAGAAGGCAUCACUUGUGCUUGAAUGUCGACCUUUCACUUUUUAAUCCCCCUGCCCUAUUUUGUGGGGGACCCCCCCCUCCCCCAUUACCCCCAAUCACACCCCAGCCCCAUUCCAACACCCACGGUCGCACACGCACCUCCAUGCUGAUGUCAGGUUUGCACACACACACACACACACACACACACACACACACACACACACACACACACACACACACACACACACACACACACACACACACACACACACACACACACUCAGACACUCAGACACAGACCUAUACUGCCGGACUUGGCCUCUUGUGUACGAUUGCUCAAACCAAAGACAGGCCUGCCUCACGCCUGUCCUCGGUCAGGGGUCAGGGGGUCAGGGGUCGGGGGGGGGCGCGGCCGCUGUGUCUUCCAGCUCUCUGACGUCAUGCGGGUCUUCCUCCUCUGCGUGCCUUACAUGUGUUAUUGCUAUUUAAGAGAAUCAUUUAAAAAUGAGUAAAACAAAAAAAAAAACGAGGGAGGAGAAGUGUAGUAUUUAAGCUAGGCUAUUUAUUUAGAGUGUUGACUCUGUUGGCUCUCUAAGGGUAUGACUUGGCAGGCGUACUGUAUUUAUAAUAUUAUGUACUCAUCUCAAGGCAUAUAUAUAUAAGUUAUUGAGUAGUUUUAGUCGUAAUAUUAUUAUUAUUAUUAUUAUUAUUAAUAAUAUUUGUAUUAUAUUAUUAUUAUUAACAUAUUCAACCAAAAUGUUGUUGUAGGAGUUAUUUAAGAGACCAUUUUGUUAUGUGCACUGUAUAACUAUAGACAUGUUUUUUUUGCCUUUUGGAAUCCUUAACAUGAGAUGACAUUUCAGCAAGCUUAAUGCCUUUUAUAUGGAAACUGAUUUUAUUUUUAAAAUACUGGCCUACUUGCAUGCAACAUGUUCAGUGCUUCAUCAAUGUUUAGUGCUGAUGAAAAAAACGAGAUAAUAUUUAAGACAAAAAAAGCUGCUUUCUCCAUUAGAAUGUAGUCUGUCAAUGCAUGCUUUUUCCUUCUAGCCUUCAAUAAUGAUCCAAUGGGCCAUCGACACUGUUGGGAAUUUUUAUACUUGAACUAUUUCUUUACAAGGGAAAAUAUGAAAUAAAUAUAAAAAUUUAAAGACAAAAAAAAUCUUUUUAGAGAAGCUUUUCAUUGUCACUGGAUGGAGAUGUGUAAAUGUGUAACUAUUUAAAUGCAAAGGUCCUGUUGGUAUGGGGAAAAAAAACAUUAUUUCAGAAUUUCCACAGUAUUUACUCUACAUCGAAAUAAAAUGUUAUAUAUUUAAAUAA
Messenger RNA from Gadus morhua (Atlantic cod), 3623 nucleotides. It is a transcript of the gene rbm24a, whose product is annotated as RNA binding motif protein 24a. The transcript has 5 exons. Gene Ontology annotation, molecular function: mRNA 3'-UTR binding. Gene Ontology annotation, cellular component: cytosol; nucleus. NCBI's taxonomy places the organism in Eukaryota, Metazoa, Chordata, Actinopteri, Gadiformes, Gadidae. The record is from RefSeq and is a predicted model, not a curated record. Gene Ontology annotation, biological process: regulation of alternative mRNA splicing, via spliceosome; mRNA stabilization; positive regulation of myotube differentiation. Bases 148 to 849 code for a protein of 233 amino acids.